AUGGAGCCAGGUGCUCAAGGGAAAACAUGGUCGAGGAUAGCGAUUCUAGCUUGUGGAAGAAACAUUGGAAAGGAUUGGAGUUGCAUGAAGUCCUUUAUAAACUGGGAUAUUGGAAAUGGUAAGAUGAGAAAUGUGUGGACUGAUGACUGGUUACUUUCUGGAAUCAUUAUGGAUGAUGAAAGAAUUUUUGACUUGAGCAUAGCAGAGCUGGUGCCUGAUAAUGGUGAUUGGAAUUGUGACUGGCUCCAAAGUUUUCUCCCUCAAGACACUGUUGAGGAAAUCCUAGCUAUUCCUCAUAAGAUAGUGGCAUGGAUAUCUGUCAGUAGAAAGGAUCUAAACAAGGAGAAUUUUCUGUUAAGGAUGUGUAUCAGGUGUUGA
Molecule: messenger RNA, 378 nt
Organism: Vicia faba (fava bean)
Lineage: Eukaryota; Viridiplantae; Streptophyta; Magnoliopsida; Fabales; Fabaceae
Source: the annotation of a GenBank genome assembly